Messenger RNA from Penicillium macrosclerotiorum, 321 nucleotides. RefSeq lists its product as uncharacterized. Bases 1 to 321 code for a protein of 106 amino acids. NCBI's taxonomy places the organism in Eukaryota, Fungi, Ascomycota, Eurotiomycetes, Eurotiales, Aspergillaceae. The transcript has a single exon. The record is from RefSeq and is a predicted model, not a curated record.
AUGGUCGUAGAAACGGAGGCAGCGACUGUAGAGCCUGGGUUUACUAUCGUAAUUGUGGAUUCGGAUCUCAAAAAUGUGUUUGUGGAUCUUGGAUUUGUUAUGGCAACAGAAGAGCUUGAAACAGAGGCUGUGAAAAUUGACCCUGGCAUUGUGACAGUCGAGCUCAGUAUACUGAUACUAGAGCGUGAAAUGGUAAUUUCUGAGCUCCCAAUACUAUUCGUCAUCCAGAUCUGUGUGGGUGUAGUUCCCGCGAUUAUCGUUGUCACUCUUGAGAUAACCAUAGUGGUGGACUGGCCACCGGGAGUGACUGGUGUUGAAUAG